UAAUUUCGCUUUUGGAUUUGGGAGCUGCUCUUGUCCUUGGUCACCCUCCAAGGGAGGCGACACUUGUGCCAUUGCUCCAGGAUCGGUGGGAAUGCUGGGAGGACCUGUGGAGAUGGCAUGCCUGCUGGAUGCUGGGCAGCAUGUGGGCAGGAGUUCUGGCCACACUGGGCAGGCAGCUGCAGCCCCCAGCUGACACAUUGCCAUUUACGGCAUGAGCUCCAUACUAUCCGUUCUGUAAAUAUGCCAGUGGAAAGGAUGCGGAUGCGGCCAUGGUUAGAAGAACAGAUAAAUGCGGAUGGUAUACCGGGCUUAAAAUGGUUAAAUAAGGAAAAGAAGAUAUUCCAAAUUCCGUGGAUGCAUGCAGCUCGUCAUGGGUGGGAUGUUGAAAAGGAUGCCCCUUUAUUCAGAAAUUGGGCAAUUCAUACGGGGAAAUAUCAACCGGGGGUAGAUAAACCAGACCCAAAGACAUGGAAGGCAAACUUCCGGUGUGCAAUGAACUCAUUGCCGGACAUAGAGGAAGUAAAAGACAAGAGUAUGAAGAAAGGAAAUAAUGCCUUCAGAGUCUACAGGAUGAUUCCAGUAGCAGAGAGACCGUCAAAAAGAGGCAAACGGACAAAGACAGAAAAGGAAGACAAAGCGAAACAAGACAAGGAUGAAACUAGCCAGACUCCUCUGUCAUCUAUGAAUCGGCCAUGUUCAUAUACCUCACAGUUAGUUUUGUGUCCAACAAUAAAGUUAGAAGUGGAUAGCACUGUAAAUAUUCUAGAUGGGUCUGCAUAUCACACAAACAUGGUAGAAGAGAUGAUUGUCACCAAUCCCCCCGAUGUUUGCCAGGUUGUGGAAGUAAUGACAGAAAGUGAGGAACAGCUGCCGCUUCGGGCACAGUAUUACCCGCUGCAGAUCUCACCAGUUUCUUCAUGCGCAGAGAGUGAAACAGACAGCGUUCCCAGUGACGAGGACAGUGUGAGUCGAUUGCAAAGUCAAAAGAUCAGUGAAAAUAAAGAAUGUGUACGGACAGCAAGCCCAAGAUCUUACUACAAUCUCCCAGGCAUGGCGACAUUUGUAACGUCUAAUAAGCCAGACCUCCAGGUCACGAUAAAGGAGGAGAAGUGCCCCAUGCCUUAUAACAGUUCCUGGCCAGUGUUUCCAGAAGGAAACCCUUUCUCACAGACAGCCAGCUCCUCCACGUUAAUCAACACUCGGAAGGACCAUGAAACCAGAGCCACCGUUAUUAAGAAAACGUCAGAUGUUACUCAGCCGAGACUCAAGACAUUCUAAGAGGACUUGUGUUAUGAGUAUAUAUUUUUUCCAUCUUUUUGUCCGUGAGAGGAAAACAAAAAGAACCAAUGAAUUGUCAUCAUAUUUAAGUACAAUUUACCUGCCUUUAAGUUGCUGUUUAAGUUAAAGUAACUCAGCAAGUUGCUGUGGAGACCUAAGAUUUUCUCAGGAUUUAAGCCUACAGAGAAAUCAGGACCAAGACCGAGCGUCACCACGACACAGGACUUGGUAUGGACUAGAGAAAUGUGAAAUUGGUAGAAUACUGUCAUUUUCGUCAAAAUAAGAAGAAAUUCUAUUGUAAAUAUGUAUAUUUUAUCCCACAGUCUAGCACAUUGGCAAUCUGCUUGUGCACCUUACAAAACAGGCACUUACACAGGAGAUGUGGUUGCACAAAUUGUACUGAGGUCCCACAGUCUUGUUGAUAAACAAAAUAUUUGUUCACUUGAGCUCACCGUCAAGGCAAGCAAGACAAAUGGCCUCCUGUAAGAGUGAUUGCUUUGUAUACUGGGUAUUAAACAUCUUUACUGUGGAUAGUAAUUAUUUAAAAACAAAAGCUUAUUUUACUAACUUGCUCAAGCUUGAGGUACAAAUGAAAUUUAGAUAUAUUCAGAGUUCUUAUAUAUUCCCCUAAAACGGAGUGUUUUUAAUAUAAAAUUAGGAAGAUAUGACUAAUCUCUACCAGAGCAAGAUUAUUAUUUUUUAUUAUUGUUUUAUACAGGGGAUAUUUAAUUUGCGAUAUUACAAAAUAAAUAUAAUUUGUUUUUCGUUUUUAUACAGCAGAUUUAUUUUAUGAUUCAGUUUCCUGUUUGUUAGCAAAAAUAUUCUAAAAAGAAAAAAAAAAAGUAGCACAUUUCCUAAUUUUUGUUACCGAACACGAAACUGAUAUAUUGUUCUAAUCUGUAGAAAACAAAUU
Molecule: messenger RNA, 2191 nt
Organism: Pseudophryne corroboree (corroboree frog)
Lineage: Eukaryota; Metazoa; Chordata; Amphibia; Anura; Myobatrachidae
Gene: IRF2
Product: interferon regulatory factor 2
Exons: 9
Coding region: 118-1278 (386 amino acids)
Biological process (GO): regulation of transcription by RNA polymerase II; immune system process
Cellular component (GO): nucleus
Molecular function (GO): DNA-binding transcription factor activity, RNA polymerase II-specific; RNA polymerase II cis-regulatory region sequence-specific DNA binding
Source: RefSeq, a predicted model, not a curated record